AUGACAGAGGAAUUUGAUAGAACCCUGCUCUCUAGUCAUGGAUCAUUAAUUCUGCAGAAGAUAUCGGAAUAUUCCCAUGUGUGCCAUUGUGGAGGAUCUAAUCAAUUCUUCUCUUAUUUGGGACAAAAGACAGUAAAAAAAGACUUUUACAAGAAGCCAUCUAUAUUUGAUUAUUUCUGGGAGAAAGCAAACAAAGAUCAGGAAUUAUGCAGCGUAUCCAGACCAUAUCUACUACCCUCCAGUCAUUCUAGUUAUUCUAACCACUCAGGAACGUCAUCAAUCAAUGAUGCCUAUCAUCUACCUGGUAUACCAUUAGGAUGUUUUCAGAUUUAUUUAGCUAAAGAGACUCAUCAAAUAGCUGAAGCUAAUGCAGAGAAAAAUGCCAGGUUGCGGGAAGCAUUUGGUCUGGAUACUUAUGUUGAUGGUAGUGCUUUUGAUCCCAACAGAAAAGCCAAAGAAGAGGCGGCACGAGCUGAAGCAAUGGCAACAAAGAAAUAUCAAACUUUGGAAUCCGAUGAAGAAAAAUCUCCAUCACCUCCACCCAAGAAGAAGAAAAAAAGAUCCAGGACAGAAAGUAGCUCUUCAGAAAGAAAGGAGAAGAAAAAGAAAUCUAGAAAACAUAAACGUGAUCGGUCUGAAUCCAAGAGGCAUAAAAAAUCAAAGAAAAAGAACAAAAAACUAGAUAAAAGAGCAAGAAAGAGUAAAAAGAAGGAUGAUUCUUCGGAAUCUGAGACAGAUAGUGACAGUGACAAUAGUUCUUCAUCUGAAGAUUCUGAAAAUGAUGAACCACAACAACUAGAGAAAUUUCCGUCACCAACAUCUAAACCCACAAGAGGUCGUGAAGCUAGAAAGUCAUCCACUGAUAGACAUUAUUCUGAUGAUUCACAAAGUCCAUCACCAAGACGUACAAAUGGUAACAGUAGAAGAAAUGGCAGAGAAAUAAAUGAAUCUCCGAAACGUAGACAAAAAUCAUUAAGCUAUUCUCCUGCUCGUAGAAAAGAGAAAUCAUCUCGAUCACCAUAUAAUCAUAGACAGGAAAGGUCACGGUCCACUUCUAGGAAACGAUCCCAAUCUACAAGAAAUAGUCAUAGGUCAAGGUCAUCCAGAUCCAGAUCUAAUUCUCGGGAUCAUUCCAAAGUAAAAUCAAGACGCAGUGCAUCACGUUCUAAAUCAAGAUCUCGCAGUAAAAAAUAUUCCCAAUCGCGGAGCAGAAGCCGCAGUCAAAGCCGUAGUUCAAGAAGGCGUUUGUCUCGCAGUCCAUCUAUUCGAAGACGCAAAGGAUCUCCAAGUCAUUUAGACAAAAGACGAAUUACCAGUGCAAGAAAACGACCCGUUCCAUACAAUCGUCCAUCACCAUCAAGUUCAGAGAGUAGUUACCGUUCAUACAGUCGAUCUCGUAGCCGUUCACGUUCAGUCCGUCGAUAUCGUAGAAAGAGAAGUUGGAGUCGUAACAGUAUUGAUAGUGCACGAUAAUGUUUUUUUGUGGACACUGUAUAUGUAAAAGAUUUAAGUUAUUAUUUGUGUUUGAUCAUGUGAAUUUUAAAAAGAAUCAUCUUGCCUCUAUUACUCUCUAAACUAUGGUUUAGAUUACUCAAAUCAACAUCAACAAUUACUUUCUAUAUGUUUAAAUUCUUUCUAAAUCAGCAGUUUAUUGAAGUAUUUAGUUCUGUUUUUUCGUAUUAUCAUUGAAUUGGCUUAUUGCAUAAGUUAAAGGAUCGAAAAGUUUAUGAUAAAAUAGCCAAAAGAACUAUUAGUAUUAUAGCAUGACAUGAAUGUAGCCUUCUUAUUUAAAGUAUGACUGUAGAAGUGAUAUUCAGUUAACCCAUUCCUAUUUUUUGCUAGUAGAUUUGAAAAUAUUGAACAGAUUUAGCAUGCACAGCAAAUAUUUAGUAGACUUUAAGUAAAGGAUGUAAAAUUUGCAUAGUAUAUGAUAUAGAUUAUGACUUGUCUUCAAUUCAUUUACACUCUCAUAAGAUUUUAUCAUAACAUUGUCAUUGCAUUUCAUCACAGCAUAAGUGAUAAACAUAUUCUAACAGCAAUUUCUUUGUUUUAUGAAUAUUUAUCAAACAUAUGCAGAAAAGUUUCAGCACAAAUUGGCAUAUUAUAUGAAUGUGCUGUCACGGCUGACUGACUGCCAAAAUAUGGAUAUGAUUCAAUGCAGUUUUGAUAUUUUUACCCGAAAAGUUGCAUAUCUGAAUAGCUUCUAAAGUACUAUUACGAGAACAAAAUUAUUUAUGUUUGUCUUUCAUUAUAUGACUUGUUAUUAUAUAUUUGCACAUGUUGUGGCUUAUUGUAGAUAAUAUAUCAUGUUUUGUAUAUAGUUUGUAUAAUGGAUACAAGUUUUAAUCAUCAUGUAAAUGAAAAUAAAAGAAUGCAAUAAAAUAAAUUUGUGGU
Lottia gigantea (owl limpet) is the source of this 2394-nucleotide messenger RNA. RefSeq lists its product as hypothetical. The coding region runs from base 1 to 1473 and encodes 490 amino acids. The record is from RefSeq and is a predicted model, not a curated record. Lineage: Eukaryota; Metazoa; Mollusca; Gastropoda; Lottiidae. Gene Ontology annotation, molecular function: mRNA binding. The transcript is spliced from 10 exons.